Messenger RNA from Oncorhynchus tshawytscha (Chinook salmon), 2381 nucleotides. Its product is annotated as DCN1-like protein 2. Lineage: Eukaryota; Metazoa; Chordata; Actinopteri; Salmoniformes; Salmonidae. The record is from RefSeq and is a predicted model, not a curated record. Gene Ontology annotation, cellular component: ubiquitin ligase complex. Bases 135 to 1037 code for a protein of 300 amino acids. Gene Ontology annotation, molecular function: ubiquitin conjugating enzyme binding; ubiquitin-like protein binding; cullin family protein binding. Gene Ontology annotation, biological process: protein neddylation; positive regulation of ubiquitin-protein transferase activity. The transcript is spliced from 6 exons.
CUUGCUUGUUGACUGGACGCCCAAAGCUUGUUUGCUUGUCUGUCUGUUUGUCGACUUGUAUCUCAUCAUAUGAAGUGAGUGUCUGUCUGUGACCACCUACCCUUAUGUCUGGUGUCCACAUGACCUCGGCCUGAAUGUCUGUGGAUGUGUGUGUGCCCCUGUGUAUCCUGGUGUGCGUCUCAGUGUGUGUGUGCGUCUUGCUGUCGGUGCUGCACGGUCUCUCGGUAUCUGACAGCCCGUGUCCUGUCUCCGUGCAGCAUAAGCUGAAGUCUUCGCAGAGGGACAAGGUCCGGCAGUUCAUGUCCUUCACGCAGGCUGGGGAGAAGACUGCUGCUUACUGCCUGAUCCAGAAUGACUGGAAACUAGAGGUGGCCACAGACAACUACUUCCAGAACCCAGACCUCUACUACAAGGAAUCAAUGAAAACCCCUGUGGAGAAGAAGAAGCUGGAACAGCUCUACAACCGCUACAAAGAUCCCCAGGAUGAGAAUAAGAUAGGCAUCGAUGGCAUCCAGCAGUUCUGCGAUGACCUCACCCUGGACCCGGCCAGCAUCAGUGUCUUGGUGGUGGCGUGGAAGUUCCGGGCCGCCACCCAGUGCGAGUUCAGCAAGAAGGAGUUCCUGGAUGGCAUGUCCGAACUGGGGUGCGACAGCCCAGAGAAGUUGAAGGCUCUUCUUCCCAGGUUAGAACAGGAGCUUAAAGACAGUGGCAAGUUCAAGGACUUCUACCAGUUCACAUUCAACUUCGCCAAGAACCCUGGACAGAAGGGUUUAGAUCUAGAGAUGGCUGUGGCCUACUGGAACCUGGUACUGACAGGCCGCUUUAAGUUCCUGGACCUCUGGAACAGGUUCUUAUUGGAACACCACAAACGGUCGAUUCCCAAAGACACAUGGAACCUACUCUUGGAUUUUGGCAACAUAAUCGCAGACGACAUGUCAAAUUACGACGAGGAGGGGGCGUGGCCAGUUCUCAUAGACGAUUUUGUGGAAUUCGCCCGGCCGAUCGUAACAGGAUCCAAACGCAAAACCCACUACUAACAACCCAGCUCUUGAAAGGGGGACUGAACUUUGGUUCCUCUUCAUUGACUUUGUUGGAUUAAAAAAAAAAAAAAAAAAACUUUUUAAGAGGAAACAGAGAAACACUUGAAUCCGUGACACUGCACAACUAUCAGGUAACCAACCUAUGAGGGAAGAGUGAGAGGAAAACACAGGAAGCAAGGCUUUAUUUCUAUCCUUGUUUGAUGGGAGUCGCCACGUGCACAUUGCCAGCUGGCAGUACAUGUCCCAGCCUGAGGGCCAGCUGGGAAGAGGCCUUGGGGAUAUCAGUGUUCCAGGCAACGCUCCCUUUGGAAUCUCAGUAUUCCAGUGAAGAGGAGAAAAGGAGAGAUUCCUCCCCUGGCACAGUCUCGCUCUCUCUCUCUUGCAGCUCUGAGAAUUUGAAUUUACAAGUGUGAAAAAAUGUGUGUUUUUGGGGUUGAUCCUUGUUAGUUAGCUUUGUGUGGCACGCAGGGCUCUGAGGGGACUGUUCAGAACAGGUCUUGUUUCUAACAACACCAGCGUCAACAAAACUGUUACUUAUAUACUGUAUAUAUUAUACUGUCUUUUAAAACAGUAUGUACAGAGAAUUAUAUAAAGAAUAAUAUAAAUAAGUUACAUUUAUGAAUAUAAGAGAUUCAUCUUUUUGUGUAAAUUAAAAAUAAAAUAAAAGAUCUGGUAUAUGAUGCCUCAAUAACAUUUGAUAGAAUUUUAGGUCUGGUGUGUACCAAGUCAUUAUUUUAUUUCAACGUUUGGGUUGGAAAAAUUCCAACAUUCUGUGUUUUAGAAUCUUCUUUUGGUUCACUAUGUUAUAUUUGUUUUAAACAAAUACAUUUCAGCCAUUUUAAGUAAAUGGACCAUGACUCUAAAUGUUUGUCCCAUUCGACAUCUGUAUAUUAGGGAAAGGCUGUUCAUUCUGGCCCACAAAGACUGAAAUACUGUUCUGUUGUUUUGGAGGUUUGGAUAAAACAAAUGUAAUGCAGUGUCUGCAGGCCAAUUAAUGACACUAAUUUGUCAAUUAAGUGUAGGCACAAAAGACCAGCAGGACUGUGGACCUCAAUGACUGUGAAUUGUGCGCUUCUGCAUUACGUAAUUUAAACACCCCAAAAACGGAACCACCAAGCAGUCACUGGGGGGCACUGUUUGUCAUGCAUGAUGUGUGUGCGAGAGGGAGCGCUUUGGACAGUGCUUACGUGUGUUGAAAAGGUCCCUGCUGCCCAUCCAUUUUAGUAUUAAUGCCUUUGUGACACGCAUUUAUUUACACUUUGUCAUUCACUAAUCACACAGGUAUUGUUAGUUUGGAAAGGAAUAUUGAAUAAAGCAUGUUUUUAUCAGACAUUAAGAGGC